This is a messenger RNA of Physella acuta, 931 nucleotides long. RefSeq names its product ATPase family AAA domain-containing protein 2. NCBI's taxonomy places the organism in Eukaryota, Metazoa, Mollusca, Gastropoda, Physidae. The record is from RefSeq and is a predicted model, not a curated record.
AGUUCUGAUACUGUAACUGAUGAAUCUGAUGAAGAUGUUGAUGAGUACCAAAACCUGGAUCCAAAGAAUGGUUCACAGAAUCCAGCUAGAGCUAUACUUAACAUUAUUUUUGGGAACAAUUUACCAGAAGACAUUUGUGAUACCAGUAUUGACUUGGCAGCUGAAAUAAAAAAAUUGGAAGAAUUUUGAUAUUAAUUAUACAAAGGAGACCAAUGUUCACAAUGUAUUUGAUACACUUUAUGUUUAGCAAAUCAAAUUUCCCCCCCCCCCCCCUCCCCCCAAUUUCAUGAUUGAUAGUUUAAAUGUUAGUUUUUCUCUUUCAUUAAAAUUUCUGCAGUACUGAAGGUGUUUUCUAACAUAUUUUAGAUACACAGUUAUCCUUUGAUACACAAAACAUAAUUUGUUAAUCAAGACAGUUUUUAAUCAUCCAGUUCCAACCUUUCUUUUUGUCAUUUUUCUUAUCUGUAAUGUAGUAUGUGCUUUUUUAUACUACAAAAAAUGAAAUAUCUCUCAGUAGAACAGUAACUGACUGUUAAUAGAAUACACAUCUAGGCAAAAAUUUAAAAUGUUAAACUGUAUGUCAAUGCUAAUUUAAAUAUUAUAUACUAUCUCACAAGUAGUCCAUUAUUAACAAAAUCAUUAAUGUUUAAGAAUUGUUAGCUUGCUUUUUCUUUAUGAUUCCACCUAGUCACUACAUAGUGAUAAGAUUGCCCCUGUUGAUGAGCAUUUAUAUAUUUCUUAAUAUUUGUUCUCUUCUAUGCAUCAAAUUAGGUGAAUGUUGUUACUUGUGCUAGGUAACGGAUUGUCUAUCUGCUGUAUUUAUUCAAAAUCUGAUGAACUAAAGUAGGAUUCGCUUAGCUUCUGCAUCAUACAUAGUCGAUAAUUACAAUGUAACAACACAGAGAUUAAUUAAAAGUUGUUUCUGCAUGUC